AUGCUUGGGUGGGCAGGCGCCGGGCUCGCAGGGCACGCUCCUAACCAGUCUCCGGCGGCUCAACGCUGCGGGUCCCGCUGCCCUCCAUCCGGGGAUCCAGCUCCUGCCCAAGGCCCCGCCCCAGCCCCCGGCUCCGCCCAACCCGCCUACCGGCCCCGCCCCAGCCCCCGGCUCCGCCCAACCCGCCUACCGGCCCCGCCCCCUGGGGCGGCACUGCAGCGCGACCGGCAGGGCGACCCGGAGGUAGCGUUUCCCAGGAGCCACGGCCCCCCCCCAGGGGGAUGGGCGCAGCCACGACAGAUGGACGAGAAGACCAAGAAAGCAGAGGAAAUGGCCCUGAGUCUCACCCGAGCAGUGGCGGGCGGGGAUGAACAGGUGGCAAUGAAGUGUGCCAUCUGGCUGGCAGAGCAACGGGUGCCCCUGAGUGUGCAACUGAAGCCUGAGGCCUCCCCGACGCAGGAUAUCAGGCUGUGGGUGAGUGUGGAGGAUGCUCAGUUGCACGCUGUCACCAUCUGGCUCACAGUACGCCCUGAUAUGACAGUGGCAUCCCUCAAGGACAUGGUUUUUCUGGACUAUGGCUUCCCACCAGUUCUGCAGCAGUGGGUGAUUGGGCAGCGGUUGGCACGAGACCAGGAGACCCUACACUCCCAUGGGGUGCGGCAGAAUGGGGAUAGUGCCUACCUCUAUCUGCUCUCAGCUCGCAACACCUCCCUCAACCCUCAGGAGCUGCAGCGGGAGCGGCAGCUGCGGAUGCUGGAAGAUCUGGGCUUCAAGGACCUCACGCUGCAGCCUCGGGGCCCUCUGGAGCCAGUCACCCCAAAGCCCGGGGUCCCUCAGGAACUUGGACGGGGGCAGCCAGAUGCAGUGCCCGAGCCCCCACCGGUGGGCUGGCAGUGUCCCGGGUGCACCUUCAUCAACAAGCCCACGCGGCCUGGCUGUGAGAUGUGCUGCCGGGCGCGCCCCGAGGCCUACCAGGUCCCUGCCUCCUACCAGCCCGAUGAGGAGGAGCGAGCACGCCUGGCUGGCGAGGAGGAGUCACUGCGUCAGUACCAGCAGCGGAAGCAGAAGCAGCAGGAGGGGAACUACCUGCAGCACGUCCAGCUGGACCAGAGGAGCCUGGUGCUGAACACCGAGCCCGCCGAGUGCCCCGUGUGCUACUCGGUGCUGGCGCCCGGCGAGGCCGUGGUGCUGCGUGAGUGUCUGCACACCUUCUGCAGGGAAUGCCUGCAGGGCACCAUCCGCAACAGCCAGGAGGCGGAGGUCUCCUGCCCCUUCAUUGACAACACCUACUCAUGCUCGGGCAAGCUGCUGGAGAGGGAGAUCAAGGCGCUCCUGACCGCUGAGGAUUACCAGCGAUUUCUAGACCUGGGCAUCUCCAUUGCUGAAAACCGCAGUGCCUUCAGCUACCAUUGCAAGACCCCAGAUUGCAAGGGAUGGUGCUUCUUUGAGGAUGACGUCAAUGAGUUCACCUGCCCUGUGUGUUUCCAUGUCAACUGCCUGCUCUGCAAGGCCAUUCACGAGCAGAUGAACUGCAAGGAGUAUCAGGAGGACCUGGCCCUGCGGGCUCAGAACGACGUGGCUGCCCGGCAGACGACAGAGAUGCUGAAGGUGAUGCUGCAGCAGGGGGAGGCCAUGCGCUGCCCCCAGUGCCAGAUCGUGGUGCAGAAGAAGGAUGGCUGCGACUGGAUCCGCUGCACUGUCUGUCACACCGAGAUCUGCUGGGUCACUAAGGGCCCACGCUGGGGCCCUGGGGGCCCAGGAGAUACCAGUGGGGGCUGCCGCUGCAGGGUGAAUGGAAUUCCUUGCCACCCAAGCUGUCAGAACUGCCACUGAGCUAAAAAUGGUGGGGCCCCAUGCUGACCUAGCCCCACACCUACAGGUUGUUAUGGCACGGAGCUGAGCUUGGGACUUUGGCUCCAACUUCUGGCUGGGAGAUGCCUUUGUGCAGAGGCCAAAUCCAAGCUUCGUGGAUGGCCUUGCUUGCUGUAGUGCUGUGGGGCUCUGCCUGUGCUGCUGUUGUCCAUGGUCACAUGUGCCCCAGUGCCUUUGUCCUUCCCUUGGGGUUUGCCGGCCAGACUUCUCUCUCUAGCAGGUCCCACCUCUGCCUAACUCCAGCCGUAAACACGUCCCCUGGCCAGAGGCCUCACUGGGUGGAGCCUCUGUGUGACUCCAUACUCCUCCCACCACAACGCUCAUCUGCUGCACUCACAGCCUCCCUGCCUUCCCCUGCUGGCUUUCUGGGGCUGACUGUUCUCUGCCUUUGCAGUUGGAGGCCUGGGGCCUCUUAGAACUCUUGCUAACCUGUUCAGAGCCAGAAAGGAGACUGGGCAGUUUUGAAAGCACAGCUCUGCCUCUCCCUGUCUGCACCCUGUGUAAGCUAUUGUAAUUAAAAUGGUUUUCCAGGAAGGGAUGUGUGACGUCCUUGAGAGGAAGUGAAUGUCCUGGGCUGGGACUCUGCACACAAGCAGGAUCCCGAUGUCUCUAGGAACUGCAUCAGGAAGUUGAUCUGUCAGACCAUCUGUGUUAGAAUGAGGCUGUGACAGCACUGGGACCUUUCUACCAGACUUGGCAACCCAUGUCACAGCAGGCGGAGGAUGCGUCUGCUGCUGAAGGCCUGUGGUUUUGUGGGCAAGGGCCUGUUCUAGCUCCCGGAAAGGCACUGCCUCCUGCCAUCGGAUGCCACGACUCGAGAGCCAGCCCCAGUCACCCUGCGCAGAGAUGUCUGAGUAUGUGUGAGUGGACUGGGUCCUUCUGGCACUGCCUGUGUGGGCUCAGGACAGUCAACUGUGGCAGCCGAUGACAGGCAUGCUCAGGCAACCUCCCCAGCCCUGGAGGCGGAAACAGCCAGACAGAACCACCGACUGGGAGGAAACGACAAGCUGAGGAGAGCCGAGCUGCAGGCAUGUGGAUGGGCCCAGCUCAGGCAGACGCUGUCUGAUACCUGCUCCUUCCUCUCCUGCCUGGUGUCUCUCAGGAGUGUGGGAACCAGAGGAAAACAGACUGUUCUCUUGUGGUGCCACAGGCUGUAACCAGAACACCCAGUAUUAUUUUAGAAAUUUUAAUUCGUUGCCAAUAUUUUUAAAUUGGCAACAUCUUUUUGCCACAUUAAAAUCUAGAUGCCCGGCUUCUCUUGAAA
Molecule: messenger RNA, 3136 nt
Organism: Callithrix jacchus (white-tufted-ear marmoset)
Lineage: Eukaryota; Metazoa; Chordata; Mammalia; Primates; Cebidae
Gene: RBCK1
Product: RANBP2-type and C3HC4-type zinc finger containing 1
Biological process (GO): positive regulation of canonical NF-kappaB signal transduction; proteasome-mediated ubiquitin-dependent protein catabolic process; protein linear polyubiquitination
Cellular component (GO): LUBAC complex
Molecular function (GO): ubiquitin binding; ubiquitin-protein transferase activity
Source: RefSeq, a predicted model, not a curated record